Pocillopora meandrina is the source of this 238-nucleotide messenger RNA. The record is from the annotation of a GenBank genome assembly. Lineage: Eukaryota; Metazoa; Cnidaria; Anthozoa; Scleractinia; Pocilloporidae.
AUGACGAAAUCGCUUCCAAGAUACCGAAAAACAACGCUGGAAAAACCCUGGGUUUGGCUUCAAAAUAUCAGAGAACAUUACGUUGGUGCAAUUAGUUUGAUCCAAGACCGGUACCACUUCUGAGCAAAAAUAUCACAAGCAGACCAAACCUCCAUUUCACCGUGAGAAACCGCUGUGCGUACUGCUGCCGUUGGCGCUGAUCUUUUGGCAUGAACGUGGAAGAAUUUAUGAGGGAUAA